AUGGAGCAGGAUCUCUCCCAGAUGGAGCAGACAGGCAGCACAACCAGGGCAUUCUCCUUGUGUGAAAGUUGUCUUCUAGCAAAACUAUAUCAUACUGCUCUAAAUAUAAUCAGUGAUGGUGAUGAUGAAGAGGACCGUCGUGAAAAAGCUAAUGGGUUUGAUAUUGGGCCAAAGGCGCUCUUCACUGUCAAAUUACGGCUCUCAGGGAUGCACACUGAAGAAAUGGCCUUAAGAAUGGCUAGAAAACAUGAACAUUUUGGAUUAAGCUAUUUGGAAGAAUUGAAUAUAGUUAAGGAGCGUGAAAAUAUAUGCAAAGAAACUAGGCAGGAAUUUUUGAAAUUUAAACAAGAAUAUGGUUCUGACCAUGGAAAUGUAAACAAAGCUUUACAGGAAAUUAUGCCAUCAGGUCAGUCACUUCAGAUACAGUCUAAAACUGGAAGUCCCUUUCUAUGUUCUGAAAUCAAACAAUUUUCUUCUGAGUGGGAUACAUCUGCAAUCCAGAAAAAAGUAAGGAUUUCUCUUGAUGAAGAAGAAAAAACCAAGAUUGAAGAUACUGCAUGUCAGCCAAAGAAAUCUUCUAAGAAGCAGAACCAUACUGAUGGUAAAAAAAAGGCCUUUCAUUCUGGAAAAGCCAUCCUAGAACCUAAAAGUGAGAGCCCAGGAGAUGAAGGAGAAAAAAUGCCAGUAUUAAUAGCUUCUUUCGUAGGAACCACCAAGCAGAUGACCAUAUUGAAAAAACCAGAACCACUGAAACCAAAAUCUCCAAAGGUGCCUCGUGCAAAAUUACGGUUUAAAGAUCAGUCAAAAGAUAGCAUUCCUAAUAUUAAACAAUUUGAACAAAAAAUAUUAUCUCAGCAUAUAAUUCUUCCCUCAGCAGGGACCAGCACUGCAGACUUUGAUGAUUCCAGUUCUGUAAUUUCCACUGUAAGUGAAAAAUCUAUGAGCAUUCCUAAAGAAACCUCAGAAUCAAAUGUACCCAGUCGCUUAGAAAAAUCUUACAGUACAAAAAGCAGUGCUUCAUCUAGUAUUAAAAUUUCUCCAGCAUAUCUGGAAGAAACCAUAUCUGAAACUAGAGUAGGUUUUUCAAAAUCACGUUUGAAAUCUUCAUACAGCAAGUCGCACGUAUUUCAUUCCAUUUCAAAGAUGCCUUCUGGAAUUGUUUCACGAUCUAUUGAUGAAAUAAUCGAAUCUUUAAAGUCUACUGUUCCCACUGCUUCAGACUUAAAGAUCAAAGAACUCUUGGAGAGUAUUCUUGGCCAGGAUUAUCUUCUAAAAAUUCAACAGUCAACUACCAAAAAAGAUAUGCAGCCAAGUGAACUGGAAUUACCAGCUAUACGAAUGGCACCAGUGGAAAGUGACAUUAUUAAAUUGAAGCCAUCUCAAAUUAGAAAGGAUCGAUUUGUAUCUCCGUCUGUAUACCAAGGUAUACAACUGAUACCAGAAGAUUCAGAGCAACCAUUACCUGAAAGCUCCCAGUCAAGGUCCCUUUCCUACAGUGCACAGCUGCAGUCCUCUGAAGUGAGAGAAUAUAUUUCUGGAACUGAGGUUCCAGAUGUAGUAAUUCAAACAGCUACAGAAGAAUCAGAUUCUGCCUUUAAAACAGUUUCAGAGCAACAAAGCAUACAUGAAAGUGAAGAUUAUUUAUCUGAAGUGACAGAAUCAAUUGCUGAAAAGUCUAAAAGUUUGCUGCAUGUCUCUACUGAAGAAACAUUAGAAGACUUUGCAUCUUUAGGCAAGGACUUGAUAAUACAAGGAAAAGCAUUUCCAAAGGCUAGACCAGUUGAAACUCAGAAGAAGGUAGAAGACCUUCUGUAUCAACAACCAGUAUCUCUCCUUUCUACAUGGACUACAAAGAUCAAAGAUGUGGAUUACCCACUUAUUCAUCUUCUGUGUACCACCUCUCCUGGAUUUGUGUUACCCACUAAUCUGCAGCUAGUUUCUAGAGUACAUCAUACCUUAGACAAAAAUGGUCAUGAUAUUUCAUUACCACCUAUUAAUUUUGACUGCCACAAUUCUGAAGACCUAUUCCCAGUAACUGCUACAAUUGAGAAACAAAUCUUCAGAGAAAGAAAACUAAUGGCUUUUGGGAAAAAUAGGUGGGCCAUCACUGCUCCUUUAAUGCAAUAUACAUCCUGCUGCCUAUUGAUGCAAAUUGCUGAUCUGUAG
Ahaetulla prasina is the source of this 2166-nucleotide messenger RNA. RefSeq lists its product as uncharacterized. The coding region runs from base 1 to 2166 and encodes 721 amino acids. The record is from RefSeq and is a predicted model, not a curated record. The transcript is spliced from 11 exons. NCBI's taxonomy places the organism in Eukaryota, Metazoa, Chordata, Lepidosauria, Squamata, Colubridae.